CCCUAGCCAGUCACUUCCGCCCAGGUGAGCCAGGGCGCCGCCGCCGAACCCCGCCACCUGCCCAGGGCUCCCACCGCGCAGUCGCUGGAACAGAUUUCCUUAAAAGUGAUUGAAGAGAAAAAUCCAAAAUGCCUGAAAAUCCUGCUGCAGAUCAACUGCAGGUUCUACAGGUCCUCGAGCGCCUGCAAACGAGGCUGCAGGAGAAGGGUGACACAUCACAGAAUGAGAAGCUGGCUCUGUUUUACAACACACUGAGGAGUCCUCUUUUUAACCAGAUACUCACACUCCAGCAAUCCAUCAAGCAGCUGAAGGGACAACUCAGCCAUAUUCCGUCGGAUUGUUCAGCCAAUUUUGAUUUUUCUCGGAAAGGUUUAUUAGUGUUCACGGAUGGUUCCAUUACGAAUGGGAAUGCCCACAGGCCCCAUAAUAAUUUAACUGUUUCUGGAGUAUUUCCUUGGGCCCCUAACUUGGGAAAUGAAGACUUUAACUCAAUCAUUCAUCAGAUGGCUCAGGGCCGGCAAGUUGAAUAUAUAGACAUAGAACGCCCUUCCACUGGAGGCCUGGGAUUCAGCGUGGUGGCUCUAAGGAGCCAGAGUCUGGGAGAAGUGGAGAUCUUUGUGAAGGAAGUUCAUCCGGGGAGUAUAGCCGACAGGGAUCAAAGGUUAAAGGAAAAUGACCAGAUUUUGGCCAUUAACCACACACCACUGGAUCACAAAGUUUCCCACCAGCAAGCCAUUGCAUUAUUACAACAAACCACUGGAUCACUGCGUCUGGUUGUGGCCAGGGAACCUGUCCACACAAGAAGCAGGACUUCCACCAGCCCAGCAGACUCAGCUCUGCCUGAAACAGCUUCUUGGGGUCAUAUGGAAGAUGUGGAGCUCAUUAAUGACGGCUCUGGAUUGGGUUUUGGGAUAGUUGGAGGAAAGACAAGCGGUGUGAUUGUGAGGACUAUUGUUCCUGGAGGAUUAGCAGAUCGGGAUGGAAGACUACAGACAGGGGACCACAUCUUGAAGAUCGGAGGCACAGAUGUGCAGGGAAUGAGCAGUGAGCAAGUGGCCCAGGUGCUACGGAACUGUGGGAAUUCAGUCAGGAUGCUUGUGGCUAGAAACCCAGCCGGUCAAAUUUUGGUAACACCUCCUACACCUACAGCCUUACCUGUUGCCCAGCCUGCUGCAGCCAACAGAAGCCUGGUCUCUGACAAUUCUGCUCUUUUUGAAACUUACAAUGUUGAACUCAUUAAAAAAGAUGGACAGAGUCUUGGAAUUCGAAUUGUUGGCUAUGUUGGAACAUCUCAUACAGGGGAAGCUUCAGGGAUUUAUGUGAAAAGUAUCAUACCGGGCAGUGCUGCAUAUUACAAUGGCCAGAUCCAAGUGAAUGACAAAAUAGUUGCUGUGGAUGGUGUGAAUAUUCAAGGAUUCGCCAAUCAGGAUGUGGUGGAAGUAUUACGGAAUGCAGGGCAGGUGGUACACCUGACCCUCCUGCGCAGGAAACCAUCUCCAUCUGCGUCUCCCUCUGGAUGGCCUUCUAACACAGGCACUAUGAUGGAGCCAUCCAAAACACCAGUCCUCUGUCUACCUGAUGCUGUGGACACAGAAACGAAUCUGGAUGAAGAUGAGGACACUGGAGAAAACGUGUAUAAUCCUAAAAAGGACAACAUACAAGCCUUAGACAAACAGGAAAGAGUCCCAUGCCCUCUAGAAAAUGAGCUAAAAUCCAGAUGGGAGAACCUACUGGGCCCUGAUUAUGAAGUAAUGGUUGCCACUUUGGACACACAGAUCGCUGAUGAUGCCGAGUUACAGAAGUAUUCAAAGCUCCUGCCCAUCCACACUCUGAGGCUUGGUAUGGAGGUGGAUUCCUUUGAUGGGCACCAUUACAUCUCUUCAAUUGCUCCAGGUGGUCCUGUGGAUACACUAAAUCUCCUACAGCCGGAGGAUGAGCUUCUGGAGGUUAAUGGCAUGCAGCUUUAUGGAAAGUCUCGCCGAGAAGCCGUCUCUUUUCUUAAAGAAGUGCCACCCCCUUUCACUCUGGUUUGCUGUCGCCGGCUCUUUGAUGAUGAGGCCUCUGUGGAUGAACCAAGGACUGUGGAGCCCUCGUUUCCCCAGAUGGAGGCUGACCCAAUCACAAAUGUCAAUGCUGAAGAAGAUGAUGAUGGAGAAUUAGCCCUCUGGUCUCCCGAAGUCAAGAUUGUUGAGCUAGUGAAAGAUCAUAAAGGCUUGGGGUUCAGCAUUUUGGAUUAUCAGGAUCCUCUAGACCCCACCAGAUCCGUGAUCGUAAUCCGCUCCCUGGUAGCAGAUGGCGUAGCGGAAAGAAGUGGAGAACUCUUACCUGGUGACCGCCUCGUCUCCGUCAACCAGUUCUGUUUAGACAACACCACGCUUGCUGAUGCGGUGGAAGUAUUGAAGGCCGUGCCCCCUGGCACUGUGUACCUUGGCAUCUGCAAGCCUUUGGCGGAAGAUGAGAAAGAAGAACAUUGUUACAUUUUACAUCCAAACAAUAAUGAAGAAGAGGCUGAACUUUCAGGAGGAAUUCAUGAUAUAAAUUCAUCUUUAAUACUUGAAGCACCUAAGGGUUUUAGAGAUGAGCCAUAUUUUAAAGAAGAACUUGUGGACGAACCAUUUCUAGAUUUGGGCAAGACGUUCCAGUCUCCACACACAGACAUAGAAGGCAGCCAGGAGGCCUGGGAAAUGUGCGAGUUCCUGAGUGCUCCCGUGGAGGAGAUGGGCGAGGAGAGGGAGAUGCUGGUGGAUGAGGACUGUGACCUCUACCAGGGCCGCUUGCAGUCUGUGGAUGUGUAUUCCUCACCCCACAGUCGAGAUGCCACGCCUGUGCCUGCCAGGCAGGACCUCCAGUUUGGCACUCCAUGGUUACAUGACAGCCUAUCAGGGGAUGAGGUGCCCAGGUCUCCAGAUGCAGGAUCCAUGACUGCGGGCUAUUCCCCGGAGGCACAGCCGUAUGGGUACGGCACUGGAGAUGGGCUGGAUGCAAUGUUUGCCUUUGAUUCUGUCCCGUCCAUGCCCUCUGCUGAAGGAAACACUCGAUUUGAUGAUCUGGAAAAUCUUAAUUCAUUAUCUCAGUGCAGCCUGGAUUUAGGAAUGGUGAUUCCAAGUGACAUCCAAGGUACCAGUGUGUGCAGUGACCUUCCCAUUUUGGCUCAGAGAAGGGAGCAGGAUUUGCCUUUAUAUCAACUCCCCAAGAACCGGAUGCUUCCAAAGGCCUCAGCACCCACAGGAAUGUCGCCUUCCAGAUAUACUACCCGUGCCUGUGACUUACCUGAGAGAGAAGAAGGAGAAGGAGAAGAAACACCAAACUUCAGCCACUGGGGUCCACCAAGAAUUGUUGAAAUUUUUAGAGAACCGGAUGUGUCUCUCGGCAUCAGUAUUGUGGGGGGACAAACAGUCAUAAAACGCCUGAAGAAUGGAGAGGAGCUUAAAGGUAUAUUUAUCAAGCAAGUUUUAGAAGACAGUCCAGCAGGAAAAACCAAUGCACUGAAAACUGGAGAUAAAAUACUUGAGGUGUCUGGCGUGGAUCUACAGAACGCCUCCCACGCAGAGGCAGUGGAGGCCAUUAAGAGUGCCGGAAACCCUGUGGUGUUCGUGGUUCAGAGCCUGUCAGCCACCCCAAGGAUCAUUCCUAAUGUGCAUACCAAGACCAGCACAGCUGUCAAUAACCAGGACCAAGACACUCAAGAAAGAAAAGAAAAGAGCCAAGGAACAGCCCCCCCUCCCAUGAAACUGCCGCCUCCUUACCGAGCUCCGUCCUCGGACAGUGAUGUGAGUGAGGAAGACUCUGCGGUGACCGACAAAAAAAUCAGGCAGAGAUAUGCAGACCUGCCAGGAGAAUUGCACAUUAUUGAGCUUGAGAAGGAUAAGAAUGGACUGGGCCUCAGCCUCGCUGGUAAUAAAGACCGAUCUCGCAUGAGCAUCUUUGUGGUAGGAAUUAAUCCGGAAGGACCUGCAGCAACUGAUGGACGGAUGCGUAUUGGAGAUGAGCUCUUAGAGAUAAACAAUCAGAUCUUAUAUGGGAGAAGUCACCAGAAUGCCUCUGCCAUUAUUAAGACUGCCCCAUCCAAGGUCAAGUUGGUUUUCAUCAGAAAUGAAGAUGCUGUCAAUCAGAUGGCCGUUGCCCCCUUCCCGUUGGCUUCCAGCUCCCCCUCCUCUGUUGAGGAGCAGAGUGGCCCUGAGCCUGUCAGUAGUGAGGAAGAUGGUGGUCUGGAAGUUGGUAUCCAACCAGUGCCUGGAAGUGAGAGCUCCCCACUGGAGGACCUGUCCCAGGAGGCUGGUGAAGGAGGCAUUACAGAUCAGGAGGACCCACCAGAACAUUCUACUAACCAUGCUGCCAGCCAGGUGAAACAGCAAAAGCAUUUAACCCAUGCCUCCGUCAGUUCACAAGAGAUCUCAUUAGCACCAACUCUACCCAACGACUCAACAGAUGCCAACUGGGCAGGUAGCUUCCAGGCUCCUCUGUCGGUAGACCCUGCCACAUGCCCCAUUGUCCCCGGCCAGGAGAUGAUUAUAGAAAUAUCCAAAGGACGUUCGGGGCUUGGUCUCAGCAUAGUAGGAGGAAAGGACACACCCUUGGAUGCUAUAGUUAUCCAUGAAGUCUAUGAAGAAGGAGCCGCAGCCAGAGAUGGAAGGCUUUGGGCUGGAGACCAGAUAUUAGAGGUGAAUGGAGUUGACCUGCGGAGCUCCAGCCACGAGGAGGCCAUCACCGCCCUGAGGCAGACUCCGCAGAAGGUACGCCUGGUGGUUUACAGGGACGAGGCCCACUACCGGGACGAGGAGAACUUGGAUAUUUUCCAUGUAGAUCUGCAGAAGAAGGCCGGCCGAGGACUGGGCCUGAGCAUCGUUGGGAAACGGAAUGGAAGUGGGGUGUUUAUUUCUGACAUUGUGAAAGGCGGGGCCGCAGACCUGGAUGGGAGGCUGAUUCGAGGAGAUCAGAUCCUGUCUGUGAAUGGGGAGAACAUGAGAAAUGCCUCACAGGAGAUGGUGGCCACUGUCCUCAAGUGUGCCCAGGGGCUUGUGCAGCUGGAGAUUGGGAGACUCCGAGCGGGUUCCUGGACCUCCUCAAGGAAGACGUCGCAAAACAGUCAGGGAGAUCCACACAGCACUUGUCGGCCUUCCUUAGCUCCUGUCAUUGCUGGCCUACAAAACCUGGUGGGCACAAAAAGAGCUUCAGAUUCAUCCCAGAAAACUCCAGGCACAAACAUGGGCCCAAGGACUGUUGAGAUCAUGAGAGAGCUCAGCGAUGCCCUUGGAAUCAGUAUUGCUGGAGGAAAAGGAAGUCCUUUAGGAGAUAUCCCUAUAUUCAUUGCCAUGAUUCAGGCCAAUGGAGUAGCUGCACGUAGCCAGAGGCUUAAAGUUGGAGAUCGGAUUAUCAGCAUUAACGGGCAACCUUUGGAUGGACUGUCUCAUGCCGAUGUGGUUAAUCUGUUGAAGAAUGCCUACGGGCGCAUUAUCCUACAGGUUGUAGCAGAUACCAACAUAAGUGCUAUAGCGACUCAGCUUGAAAACAUGUCUGCAGGCUACCACCUCGGUUCUCCCAGUGCUGACCACCCUCCGGAAGACACAGAAACACCUCCACCUAAGAUGAUUACUUUGGAGAAAGGCUCUGAAGGAUUGGGGUUUAGUAUUGUAGGGGGUUAUGGAAGUCCCCAUGGAGACCUGCCCAUUUAUGUCAAGACUAUAUUUGCCAAGGGAGCAGCAGCAGAUGAUGGCCGGUUAAAGCGGGGGUGAUCAGAUUUUAGCUGUUAAUGGGGAGACCCUGGAAGGUGUUACGCAUGAGCAAGCUGUCUCCAUUCUAAAACACCAGAAAGGGACUGUCACCUUAACUGUGCUGUCCUAAGUACAGGUCCUCAUCAUGGCAUGAGGUAGAUGCCAUGGGCAGAAUACCCCUAAGAAGAUGGAAUGCCACCCCAAUUCAAAUUCACCAUGCUCCCCCUCCCAUCCUCUCAGCUCAGGGGAGGUGGUCAAGGUUGCCCGUGAAUUUCCCAAGUCAACAACCAUCCACCUGGUUUCCCAACUUUCGGCACUUCUUGAUGAGAUCCACUCCCAAGUCUUAAGUGAGUCUUACCUGAUUUGCACUUCUUACCCAUGAUCGCCAUAACGUUCAUAACUGGAACUGCAUUUGCUGGAACCGGAGUUAACACCUCUUGUUCCUUCCACCCCAACCUGUGUUCACAGAGAGCCUGAAUGGCAAGCUCCCGUGUCAUCUGAUAAGUGGAAACAAAUGUUGAGUAACGAGUCAUCUCACCUGUGAUUUUGUUUAUGCUAACUGUCUCCUCAAGUAAACCAGAAAGCACUGAGAGUGCUGCUAUAGUAAGUUACCCAUAUGCUUUGAGGGGAAGGUUACUCUCUUCUGUGUGACAUCUAGUGAAAUAAGGCUCAAGCUCAUUUCUCUGGAGAGACCUUCAUACCUUAAUGAUUUUGAUGAGUCAGUUUGCAGACUGUCAUUCUCCAAAACUUUCUGAAAGGCUCUAAUUGUUUAUUGAGCUACAGAAUCUCAUACCACCAAGAAAAUGUCCCCUCUUUUCUGCUGGAACAAUGGGCAUCCAUGUUCUGAAUCCUAACCAUGCUAGUUUAUAUCACAUCUGGGAGUUCAUGCUGAGUUAAUGACAUCUGAUGUGCCCAUGUCUGUCCCACCUCUCAAGUCUUCAGACAAGGAGCUGCAAGUACUGACUCACACCUGCGGCCAUCAGCCAGAUGAGCCCUGGCUUUGUGCAAAGGAUGGUAACAUGCUUGAGUGCCCCUUACUUUUGUAUCCCUUGGGCAGCAGCAUAGACCACAGGAACUACAGAGAAUGACUUACUUAGCUGGAAUGUAAUGGAGCCUAAGAACCACCAAUGAACAUGCUUGGUUUGUAUUUCCCAGUCUUCAGGGAGCUUCCCAUUGGCUGAAGUUUUAUGCAUGCUAAAAAAAAAAAAAAAGCAACUAGAGCAGCAACAAAAUACCUUGUUGGUGAUGGGUAUUGGCAGGAAACAUGGGCAGAUGCUUGUCAAUGAACGCUGCUAUAGUGUCUUCUACUAAAAGGAUAAGUACGUGGGUCACUAAUCAGCAGAAUUCAUCAUUACUGAACACCAACACAAUGCUGCAAAUUGUUCAGAAAAAUUACCAACACUGAAUGAGCUCUAAUUUAAAAUGUUCUUUAAUAAAAAUGGGUUUUAAUUGAGGAUUGUCUCUGAGUAGAUGUAAUCACAAAAGUGCAUUAACUCUUGUUGGCUUAAAUUAAAUCUUGUGGCUAUUACAAAGUCUAGGGUGCCUAAAUUUUAUGUGGAAAAUGUGUGCCAUGACAAGUAUUGAGGUUUUUUUUGAGAUUACACACAGGUUUGGUUUUGUUUUAAAUUUCUAAUGCAUCCAAGUCUGUGGUCUCGCCAGGGUCUCAUCCACCUCAGAAUGUUCUGUGUUCAUUGUAUGCAAGAACACCUCAGGCAACAAAGAUGAAAGGAAGCCCAAAUGAAACUUGAAAAAUGCACCUUAAAACAUGUAUAUGUGUACUACUUUUAACUUGUGAUUCUGCUAAAUUUUGAUGGGAUGGCCAUUAAAAAAUACAGUUUGAAAUAACA
Perognathus longimembris pacificus (Pacific pocket mouse) is the source of this 7558-nucleotide messenger RNA. It is a transcript of the gene Patj, whose product is annotated as PATJ crumbs cell polarity complex component. The record is from RefSeq and is a predicted model, not a curated record. NCBI's taxonomy places the organism in Eukaryota, Metazoa, Chordata, Mammalia, Rodentia, Heteromyidae. Bases 129 to 5732 code for a protein of 1867 amino acids. Gene Ontology annotation, molecular function: protein binding. The transcript is spliced from 45 exons.